This is a messenger RNA of Olea europaea var. sylvestris, 865 nucleotides long. Its product is annotated as T-complex protein 1 subunit beta-like. The transcript has 9 exons. Lineage: Eukaryota; Viridiplantae; Streptophyta; Magnoliopsida; Lamiales; Oleaceae. The coding region runs from base 207 to 845 and encodes 212 amino acids. The record is from RefSeq and is a predicted model, not a curated record. Gene Ontology annotation, biological process: protein folding. Gene Ontology annotation, molecular function: ATP hydrolysis activity; ATP binding; ATP-dependent protein folding chaperone. Gene Ontology annotation, cellular component: chaperonin-containing T-complex.
AGAACAGAAAAACUGUGUCUACUGGAAGUUUCCCUCUUUAGGUUAUUUAUUAUUUUAUUUAUUUAUCUAUGAAGUUUUCUUUUCCCCGCUUAAUUAUCUUCGUUAGAUCCUCUUGCUUUUAGCACUGGACUAAUUAGUUCACGUUUAACACUGAAAAUCAUUACCGGAUAUUUGGAUUCCACGUUCACUUCUCAGUUCCUGUCCCCAUGGCGAUAGAAAGGCUUUUUAAAGAUGAAGCUACGGAAGAAAAGGGUGAGAGAGCAAGAAUGGCUUCCUUUAUUGGGGCGAUGGCAAUUGCUGACUUGGUGAAGACGACAUUGGGGCCUAAGGGGAUGGAUAAAAUUUUACAGUCAACUGGCAGAGGGCACAGUGUUACAGUUACGAAUGAUGGUGCUACCAUCCUAAAGUCCCUCCAUAUUGACAACCCUGCUGCCAAAGUCCUUGUGGACAUCUCAAAAGUCCAAGAUGAUGAAGUUGGCGAUGGAACAACUUCAGUUGUUGUCUUGGCUGGGGAGCUUUUAAGGGAGGCGGAGAAGCUGGUAAACUCAAAGAUUCAUCCAAUGACAAUUAUUGCAGGAUAUCGUAUGGCAGCUGAAGCUGCUAGGAAAGCUUUGCUGGAAAAGGUUAUGGAUAAUAAACAGGAUGCUGAGAAAUUCAAAGAAGAUUUGUUCAAGAUAGCAAUGACCACUUUGAGUUCCAAAAUUCUAUCACAGGACAAAGAACAUUUUGCAAAACUAACUGUUGAUGCAGUUAUGAGGCUAAAGGGCAGCACAAAUCUGGAGUCAAUUCAGAUCAUUAAGAAACCUGGAGGUUCAUUGAAGGAUUCAUUUUUAGACGAGGGGUAGGCAACUGAACCUUUUUAUCU